GCCUCCGAGGGCAGAUCCCCAGCCCCGGCCCCGCCCGGGCCCGCUGGGGUGGAGGCUCCGGCUCGGCUCCGGCUCUCCGCCCUGCUUCCCUGCGCCCGCGAACCCCCGCGCGCGCGUCGGCGCCGGCUGCCAGGGAUGAUGGCGACCCCGGUGAGCCCAUUCUACACUGGGGAUGACCUGGACUCAAGCCAGUUACAGAUGGAGCCCGAUGUGGUGGACACUCUGAAGGAUGACGAGGACCCAGCUGACCGAAUGCACCCCUUUCUGGCCAUCUACGACCUCCAGCCUCUGAAAACGCACCCCUUGGUGUUUGCCGCUGGAGUCCCUGUCACCGCCCAGGUGGUGGGCACCGAAAGAUACACCAGUGGAUCCAAGGUGGGAACCUGCACUCUGUACUCUGUCCGCUUGACGCAUGGAGGCUUCACCUGGACAACCAAAAAGAAGUUUCGCCAUUUCCAGGAGUUGCACCGGGACCUCCUGCGACACAAAGUCUUAAUGAGUCUGCUCCCUCUGGCUCGCUUUGCCGUUGCCUAUUCUCCAGCCCGGGAGGCAGGCGACAGGGAGAUUCCCUCUCUACCCCGAGUGGGUCCCGAGGGCUCCACCAGACAUGCAGCCAGCAAACAGAAAUACCUGGAGAAUUAUCUCAACUGCCUCCUGGCCAUGUCUUUUUACCGCAACUACCAUGCCAUGACGGAGUUCCUGGAAGUCAGUCAGCUCUCCUUCAUUCCAGAUCUUGGCUGCAAAGGCCUGGAGGGGGUGAUCCGGAAGCGCUCAGGGGGCCACCGGGUGCCUGGCCUCACCUGCUGUGGCCGAGACCAAGCUUGUUACCGCUGGUCCAAGAGGUGGCUGGUGGUGAAGGACUCCUUCCUGCUGUACAUGUGCCUCGAGACUGGCGCCAUCUCGUUUGUUCAGCUCUUUGACCCUGGCUUCGAGGUGCAGGUGGGGAAGAGGAGCACGGAGGCACGGUAUGGGGUCCGGAUCGAUACCUCCCACAGGUCCUUGAUUCUCAAGUGCAACAGCUACCGGCAGGCACGGUGGUGGGGCCAGGAGAUCACGGAGCUGGCUCAGGGUCCAGGUAGAGACUUCCUACAGCUGCACCGGCACGACAGCUAUGCACCACCCCGGCCUGGGACCCUGGCCCGGUGGUUUGUGAAUGGGGCAGGUUACUUUGCGGCUGUGGCAGAUGCCAUCCUGCGAGCUCAAGAGGAGAUUUUCAUCACAGACUGGUGGUUGAGUCCUGAGAUUUACCUGAAACGUCCUGCCCACUCAGAUGACUGGAGACUGGACAUUAUGCUCAAGAGGAAGGCGGAGGAGGGUGUCCGUGUGUCCAUCCUGCUGUUUAAAGAAGUGGAGUUGGCCUUGGGCAUCAACAGUGGCUAUAGCAAGAGGGCUCUGAUGCUGCUGCACCCCAAUGUAAAGGUGAUGCGCCACCCAGACCAGGUGACGCUGUGGGCCCAUCAUGAGAAGCUCCUGGUGGUGGACCAAGUGGUGGCCUUCUUGGGGGGACUAGACCUCGCCUAUGGCCGCUGGGAUGACCUGCACUACCGGCUGACUGACACUGGGGACUCCUCUGAAUCAGCCACCCCACAGCCUCCGACCCUGUGCCCAGGCUCUCCCACCACCCCAGACCUCUCUCACAACCAAUUCUUCUGGCUGGGCAAGGACUACAGCAAUCUUAUCACCAAGGACUGGGUGCAACUGGACCGGCCUUUUGAGGAUUUCAUUGACAGGGAGACCACACCUCGGAUGCCAUGGCGGGACGUUGGGGUGGUCGUGCAUGGCCCACCCGCCCGGGACCUUGCCCGGCACUUCAUCCAGCGCUGGAACUUCACCAAGACCACCAAGGCCAAGUACAAGAUACCCACGUACCCCUACCUGCUGCCCAAGUCUGCCAACACUGCCCACCAGCUCCCCUUUACACUGCCUGGGGGGCAGUGCGUCACUGUGCAGGUCUUGCGCUCAGUGGACCGCUGGUCAGCGGGGACGUUGGAGAACUCCAUCCUCAAUGCCUACCUGCACACCAUCAGGGAGAGCCAGCACUUUCUCUACAUUGAGAAUCAGUUCUUCAUUAGCUGCUCAGAUGGGCGGACGGUUCUGAACAAGGUGGGCGACGAGAUUGUGGACAGAAUCCUGAAGGCCCAUGAACAGGGGCAGUGCUUCCGCAUUUACGUGCUUUUGCCCCUGCUCCCCGGCUUUGAGGGGGACAUCUCUGCAGGUGGUGGGAAUUCCAUCCAGGCCAUUCUGCACUUCACUUACAGGACCCUGUGUCGUGGGGAGUAUUCAAUCCUACAUCGCCUCAAAGCAGCCAUGGGGACAGCGUGGCGAGACUAUAUCUCCAUCUGCGGGCUCCGCACACAUGGGGAGCUGGGCGGGCACCCAGUCUCCGAGCUCAUCUAUAUUCACAGCAAGAUGCUCAUUGCAGACGACCGGACGGUCAUCAUCGGCUCUGCAAACAUCAAUGACCGGAGCUUGCUGGGGAAGCGGGACAGUGAGCUGGCUGUGCUGAUCGAGGACACAGAGAUGGAGCCGUCCCUCAUGGAUGGGGCAGAGUAUCAGGCGGGCCGGUUUGCCUUGAGUUUGCGGAAACACUGCUUCAGCGUGAUCCUCGGGACAGACACCCGACCAGAUCUCGAUCUCCGGGACCCUGUCUGUGAUGACUUCUUCCAGCUGUGGCAAGAGACGGCUGAGAACAACGCCAAUAUCUACGAGCAGAUCUUCCGCUGCCUGCCGUGCAAUGCCACGCGCUCCAUGCGGGCGCUCCGGGAGUACGUGGCUGUGGAGCCCUUGGCUGUGGUCAGCCCUCCCUUGGCACGGUCUGAGCUCACCCAGGUCCAAGGCCACCUGGUGCACUUCCCGCUCAAGUUUCUGGAGGAUGAGUCUUUGCUGCCCCCACUGGGCAGCAAGGAGGGUGUGAUGCCCCUGGAAGUGUGGACAUAGCCAAGGCUCCAGACGGGGGAGGCCACCAGCCACUAGACCCCACCCCGUCUGGCUCCCUGCCCCUCAAUCCUGACGACUGCGGGCAGUGCCCUUGGAGGCCUGGGGAGGCAGGCAUCGCCGAGGGGACUGGAGAAGUCACAGAGGACCCUUCCUUGGGGAUGCGGCCAUAGAGGGCACGCCCACCCCCAGGCUGGGGAGGCCGGAGAGGGUCCCAGAGCAGAGCAUCCUCCCCAUUGCCCAGUUCAACCACUGCUACAGAGGAGCAGGAAGCCAGGGUGCAGCCUCUCAUGCUGGGCCAUCUCCAUCUCUCCCCUCCUCCUGCCCGUGAACCCCCUCCCUCCCUGCUCGAGGGCUUCUCCCAGCCCAUUACUGUCGAGGUGGGGGGGAGGAUGAAGCCACUGCAGGACUUCAGCCCCGACCUGAAGCCACACUAACGCCCUCCACCAGCCUACUGACAGACACUAACUUUGUAUCAGUCCAAUAAGCGUUUCAUAAAUAAAAGCAAAGAAAAGUUC
This is a messenger RNA of Choloepus didactylus (southern two-toed sloth), 3452 nucleotides long. It is a transcript of the gene PLD2, whose product is annotated as phospholipase D2. The record is from RefSeq and is a predicted model, not a curated record. The coding region runs from base 136 to 2937 and encodes 933 amino acids. Gene Ontology annotation, molecular function: D-type glycerophospholipase activity; phosphatidylinositol binding. The transcript has 25 exons. Gene Ontology annotation, biological process: cell motility; intracellular signal transduction; phosphatidic acid biosynthetic process. Lineage: Eukaryota; Metazoa; Chordata; Mammalia; Pilosa; Megalonychidae.